This is a messenger RNA of Carassius carassius (crucian carp), 2637 nucleotides long. RefSeq names its product nectin-3-like protein. Gene Ontology annotation, biological process: homophilic cell-cell adhesion; heterophilic cell-cell adhesion. Gene Ontology annotation, cellular component: apical junction complex; adherens junction. NCBI's taxonomy places the organism in Eukaryota, Metazoa, Chordata, Actinopteri, Cypriniformes, Cyprinidae. The record is from RefSeq and is a predicted model, not a curated record. The coding region runs from base 38 to 1768 and encodes 576 amino acids. The transcript has 6 exons.
UUCAACAAGGAGUAACUCACUGCUGCAGUCUGAAACCAUGGCAGAGGAACUAAGACACAUCUUUGGGAAUAGCACGUUUUCCCAUGGACUUCUACCUUUUAUUGGGCUUCUGCUGAGUGUCUGCACUGGUGUGUGGGCCAACAGAGUUGUGGUUCCUGAGCAGGUGACUGCAGUGCUGGGGAAAAACGUUACUUUGACCUGCAGGGUAGAAGUCAGCACAAACCUCAGCCUGACCCAGAGUUCCUGGGAACGCCGGCUUCCCUCCGGCACCACCACUUUGGCUGUCUUCAACCCCCAGUAUGGGACCUCCAUAUCUGAUGAGUACAGCAAACGGGUGCACUUCAUCAAUCCCUCAGUGCAUGAUGCAUCCAUUGUCCUGCAGGGCAUGGGGUUUGCAGACAUUGGGACCUAUACUUGUAAAGCGGUCACCUUCCAACUUGGAAACAUGCAAGCAUCCACAACUGUGGACAUUAUGGUGGAGCCAAAGGUAUAUUUGUCUCCUGGCCCCUUGUCUCUGUUGGAUGGACGUGGUCAAACUCUGGUGGCGACAUGUACAGCUGAAAGGGCUCGUCCAGCAGCAGAGGUCUUCUGGGAUUCAGACCUGCCAGGCCAGCAGUCAGCAGUCGUCACACAGCAGGAGCCUGAAGGCACUACCACCACUUCAGUCCACUAUGUCUGGGCCCCCACUCGGGAUGCAUUUGGCCGGUCCCUCAGCUGCGUUGUUCGUCACCCGGCCUUAUCCAAGGAUUUCCACAUUCCCUACCGGCUCAAUGUGUUUUUUGUUCCAGAUGUUAUGGUGAUAGGCCUGCAGGACGUGUGGUACGUGGGACAAAAAGAUGUACAGCUGGACUGUCGAGCGAGUGCCAACCCACCUGCUCUUUUGUUCCUUUGGACCAGACUUGACGCACCAAUGCCUGCAGGUUUGGACACAUCUAAUGGCAGCCUGCUGUUUACUCGUCCUUUAGAGCCGAGCGACUCUGGACAAUACAGGUGUGAAGUACAGAACGAUGUCGGGCAGAGCUUUAAGGAUGUACGCUUCUUGGUACAAGAGCCGCCACCAACCACCGCAGCCACCAGCACCAGCACCAGCACCAGCACCAGCAACAGCACCAGCACCAGCACCAGCGCCAGCACCAGCACCAGCACCAGCACCAGCACCAGCAACAGCAGCAAGUCCAUCCUGCCUGACACCAGCUCAACCAUCACAGUUCCCAUCAACCAACAUGCCCACUUCACCGCCCCGACUCGGGCCUCUCCGCCGGACAGCGGCCUGGGCACUAUCCUGGGCGGUGCUGUCGGUGGGAUCCUGAUCCUAGUGUUCCUGAUGGCACUGGUGGGGGCUUUCUACAUGCGACAACGCCGGACAUUCAGAGGAGACUACUACACCAAACAGUACAUCGGCCCAUCCGACAUGCAAAAAGAGUCACAAAUGGACGUCCUUCAACCCCAUGAGCUUCAGGACGUUUAUGGAGAUGACUCGGGCAACGGCAGCCAAGACUUGAAGCCCAUUCACGAAGGAGGCAUUAUCUAUCCCGAUUAUUCCAAUGACCACAAAGACACGGAGGGCUGGGAAGACAAUCUCAGCCUUCAGAGAGAGAGCUCGUAUUACUCUGACCAACACAACCAUCAUAACGUGAACCCCAGCGGGCCACCGCUACACAACGGCUCCCCUUACCUGCAGGACGAGUGCUACGACAACGGCACGGACAGCGACUACGUGUCUCACGUCGAUGGAUCUGUGAUUUCAUGCAGGGAAUGGUAUGUUUGAAAAGACUGGGGAACUUUAACUGGACAAAAAUAAUUUAAAAUCAGCGAGAAAGUGUUAUUUAACUCAGCAGAGUGAGAUAAAGUGUAUGUUAUAAAUGUAUUUUAUGUAUUCUUUAUGGUUGGUUUACGAUUUCAUCCUCAUGUUUUACACAUAGCAAACGGCUGUAAUUUACUGCAGAUAUGUUCUGGAUGGUUUUCGUUCAGUGGACCGCUGCCACUGAAGGAUGUAAAGGGAGAGGUUUACAUGGUUUAUGAUCACAGGGUGGAUUUACACAAAGAAAACAUGUCUGCUAAAUUUAAGCUACACUGUGUGCAUAUUUCAGUUACCACAUUGCACAUGACUGUCAGCUUUAAAACCAGGUGCAGGGUAUUCUUGGUUCCUUCCUCUCAACUUUUUUUUAUUUUUAUUAAAUAUAUACAUAUGACUUCUCCAGUGUAGGAGCAAAACAUCACUUUAUUUUCACAUGAAGAGACACAUGAACUGAUUUCGAAAGUCUUGAGUCAUACGUUUUUAUUGCACAGAUUUUUUUCUUUUCUUUUUAAAUCAGUAUUUCUAUUUUGUUUUUGAGGAAAAAAUAUCUUAAUCUAUUAGAAUAUAUUAAUAUCAUAUUAUGAUAAAUAAUAGAAAUAUCUUGAAGAUAUUUUUUGAGAAGCAAAAAUUGCAUGAGAUAGCAUACUUCAGUGUUCCAUGGAAGAAGGUUCUUGUAUUUAUUAUUAUUAUUAUUAUUAUUAUUAUUAUUUUAAGCAUAAAAAGAAUGCUUGUUAUUUUAAAGCAAAAAAAAAUAAAAUAAAAAUACUAAUAAUAAAGUUAUGUUUAAAAUAAUAAAAAAACAACAGCGGGGUAAGAAAAAUAAACAUAAAUCAUUUAAA